GUGGACAACUCGGGCCGCAUAUAUCUGCCAUAUCUGAGCGACUGGAAGGCCAAUACGUCGGACCUCUUGGGAGUGAUUCAAGUGAUGAUCUGUGUGUUCGGCGAAACGCCUCCCGUUUACUCGAAGCCCAGGAAUGCGCCAAAUGUUGGCCAACCAUCGGAGCCCGCGUUGCCAUACAAUACCGGAGUACCCGUUGUCUAUCAUAAUCCAAACUGUUUUCAGCAAAUGCCUCGCGUUGUGAACCCUGCGAUGGGUGCGAACCCAACGCCAUACCCGACUCAAUAUCCGGGGCAAUAUCCUUACCCGAACCCACAGCAGCCCUAUAUCCCGAGCACAGCGGUCUCGUCCGCCAACCCAUACUCCCAACCAUAUCCACCACAACCUGUUUAUACUCAACCAAACACUACACCACAACCGACACCCAAUCUGAGUCCGGGCGGGACCGGCACUAUCACCGAAGAGCACAUCAGGGCUUCGCUUAUCAGUUGCGUUGAAGACAAAGUGAAACAGAGAUAUCGGGAAAAAGAGGCACAAUUUCACGCAGAAAUGGAAGUCUUAAAGAAAACGAGCGAAGAUCUAAAUAAAGGGAAACAAAAAUUAGAGGAUAUUAUGAGACGAAUGGAAGACGAAAUGAUCGAAAUAAAUGACUCGAAACAAGAAUUGAGUGCUAAAAGCGCUCAACUCUCAGAAGUGAUCAGUAAAUGCGAUGACAAAGAAAAAACUGUAGACAUCGAUGAAGUGUUUGGUCCGACACAACCUCUUUAUAAACAAUUGUUGAACUCUUUCGCCGAAGAGAACGCUAUCGUCGACGCCAUCUAUUACUUGAGCGAAGCCCUCCGUAAAGGUGUCAUUGAUUUAGAAUUGUUUUUAAAGAGUUACAACAGGUUAUAA
Molecule: messenger RNA, 891 nt
Organism: Medioppia subpectinata
Lineage: Eukaryota; Metazoa; Arthropoda; Arachnida; Sarcoptiformes; Oppiidae
Source: the annotation of a GenBank genome assembly